Molecule: messenger RNA, 2280 nt
Organism: Trypanosoma brucei brucei TREU927
Lineage: Eukaryota; Euglenozoa; Kinetoplastea; Trypanosomatida; Trypanosomatidae
Exons: 1
Coding region: 1-2280 (759 amino acids)
Source: RefSeq, a predicted model, not a curated record
AUGACAUCGCUUCCGUCGCCUGCUCUGGAGGAGAAACGGCAGCAGGAGCAUGGCGCAUUUCUUCCUCCUCAGUUCUCUGUACCUAUGCGAGCUCCGGUAGAUGGCUUCCCAAGCGAGAAGGAUGUUAUUGUUCCUGAAGUUAUCCGGUUGUGUAGUAAGAGCAGCGACGGUACCGGUAAUGCAAGGGUUUACCAUGGCAAGGAAAUGUUGUUGAAUGCCUCGCCCACAUUAGAGCUACCCGCUGAAGAUGCGGAGGCACUUUUAACGGCGCUGCGGCGGCACCCCCGGUGUGCGGAGAUUCGUGAAGAGUUAAAGGGGGUAAAUGAAUCGUAUCUGGAGGAAGCGUUUGGUGAGGAAGAUGCUAGGGAAGAUGACACGCGUAGGCGGGUCGACUACAACGCUGCGCUCGCCAUCAUGAAAUCCAAUUCGUCAAAGCGGCUCUCCAUGUGCACUUCAUGCCUCACACGGGGACAACAUCGACACUAUUACUCUUGGGUGAAAAGAUACCUGGAGGAAGGCAUUAUUCCAAACCCAACGGAAGACUAUCCGGAUCUUAGUACUGUCAUUGAUUUAGUUCAGCGGGAGCAGGCAGCUUACCGCCACAAGUUAAAAGAAGAAAUGAUUGCAUGUGAGGCUUGUAAGUGUGAAACAGGGUAUAACAAACGUACCAGAAGCGACGAGAUGCCACAGCAGUCUCACCGGGCUUGUUGGAACCACAAUUACAUUGACGAGUACGUGGAGCAAUAUGCCAAGCAGUGGCUGCGUUACCGAUUGGAGUCGCAGUUGUUGCGUGGGCUCCUUGGUGGGUCGUCCUGUGGUGGUGGGGGCGGUGGGGUCAAUUUCUCCGAGGUUAUUUGUGAUCUCCGCAAAAGCAUUGCAGCAUCAACCGGGGUGAAGCCAACGGCGACUCUGUGUGAGCGUACCCGUCAUCUCUGUGCGCAUCGCGUCGCUGAAACCAUUGAAGAGCGUCAGUCAAAAGGUCACACUCGCGUCCUUCCGUCGGCCGCCGUUCCGCCCACGCUGCCUUUAGGAGUGCAAUGGCUUAACGAGCGGGAGCCUGCACUACACACCUCAAACGUAGCGGGUGCUAAAGUUGUGGAAAAGGACGUAUCGUCUCAGGGUCAGCAGCAACAGGAGGUGGCAGAGGCACGGCCUCCAGCGCUCCCUUGCAAAGACAUUGUGGGGACCUUCUUCACCCUCAGGGUUUGCAAGUCGGCGCUGUUCAAAUUGGCCACAGCGCAUUUGUCGUCGUUUCGCGGGGAAUUCUGCAUACCGGUGAGUUGCACAUGGUCCCCAUCAGCGCAGUGCCUCGAUAUCAGCAUUGAGAAACCUCUUCCACCAAGCUGCGAGUCGCGGCGUAAUAUUAGUGCAAUGGCCAUGAAGCGUUUGGUGGACGCCGAGUUGCGUUUGCCGACCAGAGGCCGGUGCAGUGGCCCUGAUGGUGGGGAAAGCAAGUGCUACUCCGAAGUCUCCUUUGGUGCUGAUCUUGCAUUUUUAUGUAUGACGAAUUGCGUGUUCGACCUUAAAGAACCGAAACCAGUUUUCCGCUUGGUGAAGAUGGAGUACAACUGCAAAGGUUACAACACAGCGCCCGACGAUGAGCGGACCCUUCUAUAUGAAAACUUUAGCAAAAAGGAAGUAAUAUACAUGUGGGUCUUGCUUCAUUGUAACCCAACCGCGGCUCUCUAUGUGUAUCGAGUCAAUGCAUAUUCGAGUGCGGUUGUUGGGAUUGAGCAAUUUUCGUCCGCGACGCUUGCGAAUCAAGUUCUUCACGAAUAUUCUAACGACACUGAGGUCCAAAGCGCUUGGAGCUGCCUCCGUGACAUCCUUUCGAAGUUGGUCGCAACUGCGACCCGUCAGUACCAUCAACGUGAGAGGCAACACCAAGAGGGGAUGGACGAGAAAUCUGGAAACCCUGAAGGAUGCACCUUCUUACUGAGGAAGGCGAAAGGCCACUCUGAGGUUUCGUUGUGCUCCGUCAGUUCCUGUUAUCCGACGGAACCGUCAGUUCAGGAUGCCGUAGAGUCCUUUAUUGAACCAGCUGGACAAUCCGUCUGCCGGCGGGAGUAUCUUCCACCAUGUGUCUGGCCAUUCCCGGACCGGAUUCCUUUUACCUACGGCCCAGCUCCGCGGGCGUGUUACACCGUUAACCGCACCACUGAACAACGACACAAUUCGGAAUAUUAUGCUAAGAAUGACGUUUGGGAGCAUAACCUGCGUUACUACACAGUAGGAGCAGAUGGUAUCUUGUGGGAGCAACACCUUGCUGACGGUCCAUAG